UCAAGAAAGAAAUUGUUGUCAUAUCUAAAGGUUCUGCUGAGAUCCAAAUGUCAUUCUCAGAGGUAUGUGUCAAAGCUUAUGGAGAUUACUGUAUGAGCUAAAGACAUGAAAGAGCCCUUACUGACCAGCAGUAAUAUGCAUCCAAGUGUCUUUUGGUGCUUGUGUCACUGAAAUUUUUCUACCCCAGUUUCAUGGAAGGUGAAUCGUACUUAAAGUCUGAACUCCUCUGAAAAUUAUACAGCUGUGUAAACUUUUUUGAUUGUUUAAUCUCAAUUAAAUAGAAUCAGCAAUCAGUGAGGCAUAAAUUUAUUAAUUAUUAUGUUAUUUUUUGGAUUUCUUAUUUUCUUUGCCCCCAUGAGGAGAUGAAUUCAUUGGGACAAGAUCAUUGUUUUAGAACACCAAUGAUUAUCUUACUGUAUGUGCACCAUAGCUCAUGAUGAUAUUUCUUUCUGUUGCCAGUGGGAGCCAAGACAUUCCACACAAAGACAAAGGACAACACAGUGAAUCCAAUAUGGAAUGAAGUGUUUGAGGUAAGGAUUUUGGUGAGUUUGUGGUUCCUUGUCCAUACUUCAAACAUGGGAUAUUUCAUUUCUGAUUGUUUUGUUUCUGAUUGUUUAUGUGAAGGCCUUUGCAGAAAACUCACAUGGUCAGAAAAUAUAAAUUGGUGUCUUUGAUGAAGACUAAGUAUCUGAUGAUGAAUCUCUUGGAACAUACAGUAAGUAAUCAUCCAAGUAUGAAUUAGUAUAAAAGCAACUCAUAUCUCCAGUUUUUACAUGUAUGUGACUGUUUUGAUGUUGACAAAUGAUGUUUUAUCUCCUUAGUGUUGAGGCUGACAUUAGUACAAUUAUUGUCCAACAAGGCAAUGUUGAAUGGGUAAGUUGUAAAUCUUUUGCUAACUAAAGAGUUGUAUGUCAUAUUCAACAACUGGUGUUAGGAACCUUUUUUAACACUAUGUGAUUUGAUAUAGCAUCUAUAGCAAUUUUUAAUUGAUUGUCAAAUUAAAGUAAUCCAAGGACUGCACUGGGUUUACUUCUUGUGGUCCGUGAUUGGUCUUGAAAACAUGUGCUACCCUCUGAGCCAAACACAUGCAAAGAGAUAAAACUUAUAGAGAUUUGAUCAGUGACACUUUCCUCUACUUUGGGUACUUUACCCGUUUUUUCUUUAAACUGAGUUUACAUUCACAGGUUCAUUUUAAUAAUUCUCCCUGUGUCCUGAUUGGCCAUUGUGAUGAAUUAUUGGUUUAAACACUCAGAUUAAAACUCCUAGAAGUGAUUACCAUGUAACUUCUCUCUAUAGUUAAUCCAUACAUUAUACAGCAAACAGGUAAUGAGAACACUCAAACUCAUCAGGUACAAUUUACAGUAUUACCUUGAUUGAAACCUAAUUCUCAUAAUCAGUUUACAAGGAAAUGUGUAGCAGCCAGAGGGGAGAAUUGAUGAUCAGAUCUUGAGAGUUAAAGGGUUAUUUAAUUCAUUCAGUUUAUUCUAACCUGUAAUUAUGUAAUUUUUGAAUACAGUGGCUUCCACCAGAGAAUGCGAAGAGUGGCCAGAUCAACUUGAGAUGCACAUGGUUCACACUGACUGCCAAACCAGAGGAUCUCUCAUCGGUAAGUUCACAGUCAGCCUAACAAAAGGGUUGUUUUCAUUUAUGAGGACAAGUUGAAUAGAAAAACCAAAUCAGUGCAGUGCAGUCAAAGAAUAGUAAAUGGAAAGUAGAAGUUGUGGACCUGUACUUUUGAGAAUGGGUGUGUGAGUUGGUUCCUUCUGUGUGUUUUCAAGGCUCAGAAACAACUUUUCACCAUUUUCUGUCUGUAAUGUUCAGCACGUCUAACAACUUUGGCACACUUUGGAAGUACAGUAGUCAGUGGGAGAACUUGUUUUUUUACUGACUGGCCAUGCUCAAAAAAACAGGACCUGAGUUUAGCAAGAACUGCACCUUGGUCCUUUACAUAUGUAAGCAGGACCGACCAUUUGUUUAGGCAGACCAAGAGGCAAAGAUCUUGACUGUGUAUUAUUUGCUUGUUUAUUGGUUUUGUUUUUUGUGUACAGCCUGACCAAGCCAUUAUUGGUGAGGAAAUGUUAGUGACAGCAGCUCUUUUUGUUAAACUGGACUCAGCCAAGAAUCUUCCCUAGAGUAAGUGUGUGAAUUGGGGUCUCUUCUUUAUUUGAUAGAAAAGAAAAUAAGAAUGCAAAAUCUUUGCUUCUCAAAAUACACUGCAAGACCACACAAAGUGUGAAAGGUCACUGUUGUUAAGUUUUAAUGUAAAUUAUAAUUUUUUUAGGUAACAAAUGCUGCCUGUGGCACCACAAGU
Molecule: messenger RNA, 2311 nt
Organism: Pocillopora meandrina
Lineage: Eukaryota; Metazoa; Cnidaria; Anthozoa; Scleractinia; Pocilloporidae
Source: the annotation of a GenBank genome assembly